Adelges cooleyi (spruce gall adelgid) is the source of this 1678-nucleotide messenger RNA. RefSeq lists its product as uncharacterized. Lineage: Eukaryota; Metazoa; Arthropoda; Insecta; Hemiptera; Adelgidae. Bases 285 to 1526 code for a protein of 413 amino acids. The record is from RefSeq and is a predicted model, not a curated record. The transcript has 3 exons. Gene Ontology annotation, molecular function: nucleic acid binding.
AGGACAAAAACUGUUUGGUUUCUGGUAAAUUCCAAUGCUCGUGAGACGUGACCUGAUCGAGUAUCGACUGCCGUCAGCCGUUGCGGGUUGCUUGUUAGUUGUCGUACGCUGUCAAUGCAGAAAGGUCGUUCGCGGACCGCUGCAGAAACCUCAGUAGUUCAAAGAGCACCAGUGGAUUUGUCGGUCGACGAUACCUACUUAUUGUUGCCACAAUACAUCUUUUUGUUCAAAACAAAUCUGUUGGAUUCAUUAUUAAAUAACCAAGUGCAUCGAGAAAAAUAGCUAUGUCCUCUAACAGCCGUCAACAAGUCUCAAACGUUACAAGCAGAGGAAAUCGGGUGUUUGACACUCAGAAUCGAUCUGCGGCAUUGAACUUGUAUAAGCGGUGUAAUAAUCCAAAACGACACCUUUUUUCUGAAAUUGCUUCCGAAUUCGGUAUACAGUGGUCUGAAAAUCAAAGAACUUCAUCGACUCUAAAGUGCACAAGUGUUGCUGGCAUAAAUACAAGACCGUAUGAAGGCGUAAAUGAAUUUGUUAAAACAACUAUUAGACAAAUAGUACGUUCAUUUUAUGUUAAACGUAAAUUACCAACAGUUGAAAAAGUAUACAGUAAAGUUAAAAAGAGAGGUUUGUUGCCAUUUAUGAAAAAAAAGUUUUUUGCCGAUUUUCUUAAAAGUUUAAAAUUUAAACUAAUUAAAACAAAAACACAUGGCCUUGCGUUAACCGAAAAAAAGAAGAUAGUUCUUUGGCGUAGAAGAUGUUUAAACAAAAUAAUGCAAUACCGCCAAGAAGGACGCACUAUUUAUUAUUUAGAUGAAACUUGGAUUGACUUGGAUGAAAAGAAACAUAUUAGUGAUACUCAAAACAAAAUAUUGUUUUUACUUCAUAUUUGCACAAGUAGAGGAUUUGUUCCUGGCGGCUUGCUUUGUGUUGAAAUGUCAAAAGAUAAAUUAUACACAGACUAUAAUGCUUUUUUAAUUUGGUUUGAAGAUAUAUUGCCAUCAUUAGAUCCUAAUGGCGUGAUUGUAAUGAAUAAAAAACCAUUUAAUUUAUUUAAAUACGAACAAAUCCCUAACAAACAUUGGAAAAAAGAAAACAUUUCACGUUGGUUGGAAGAAAAAAAAAUCAAGAAAAAUCAAGAAAACAUGUUGAAGAUCGAAAUGCUUAAUAUUGUCAAGAAGCACAAGAAUAUGUUCAAUAUCCAUAUGGUAGACGAAACAGCCAAAAGAUACCAAAAGGAAGUGUUAAGAUUGCCACGUUACCAUGGUGAAAUGAAUCUGAUGACAUUUGUUUGGAGUCUGAUAAAAGAUGAAAUCAGUAACAAUAAUACUGCAAGCGAUGUUUACGAUCUAGUGUCUGGCGCAUUAAGUAAAAUGACUCACGACAACUGGAAGUAUUGUAACUACGAAUUGCAGUAUUAUGAAAAGGAAUUUCAAAAAUUAGAUGUUGUUAUGGAUGAAGUGUUGGAUGAUACAGAUUUUGGGACAGACCACAGCUCGAGAUCUUUAGAUUACUAUGCUUUUUAGAGAUUUUAUUCUUUUAAACUUUGUUAUAUGUAAAUUCUGUAAAUUUUAAUAUUGUUUUAUUUUGUGUGAACCCAGUACUGAUAAUUCCAUAAGUGUGUUUAUUAUUAAUGUGUAAUGUGUAUUAAUGUUUCUAAUAUUUUACCCGUAUAAUU